AUGAAAAGUAACGUUGUUCCUAAUGUUUUGAUGCAUGUGUACUGGUGGAAGACAACAUAUCAUUCAUGCAACGUCAAAUGUACAGUUUGGAGUCAUUGGGGAAGUUGGAAUGGAUGGGGGUCUUGUUUUGGUAACUCAUGCAUUGGGCAGCAACUGAGGAGUAGGUCUAGGAAAUGUAGAAAUCCAGGACUUUCUUGGGGAUUUUGGAUAUAUAGGAGGCGUGGAUGUAUUGGACAAUCUAAACAAACAUCAAAGAAACAAUGUUUGAGAAGGGUAAAUGGAGGCUGGAGCUCAUGGGGGCCAUGGCGAACAUCUGGUGCGUGUUCAAAGACAUGUGGACAAGGGUUAAUAUUGACCACGAGAGAAAGAACGUGCUCCAAUCCACGUCCCCGAUGUUACGGAAAACACUGCCCUGGAUCAUCAAAAGUCAGCUUCGUCAAGAAAUGUUUUGUGAAGCAUUGCAUAGUAAACGGGGGCUGGGGUUCCUGGCAGACGUGGAGUAAUUAUGGUACAUGUUCAAAAACAUGUGGAUCUGGGAAAAAAGAAAGGCAUAGAGAAAGAUACUGUAAUAACCCAGUCCCAAAAUACGGGGGAGCGGCAUGUCAUGGGAGGAGUAAGGAGAAAGAAUCAGCCAUUUGCAAUGUUCAACAUUGCAAAGUGAAUGGUAAGUGGAGUGGUUGGGGUAACUGGGGUCACUUCCGGCAUUGCUCUGAGACAUGUGGUCAUGGAGUACGGUAUCGGUACCGGUACAGGGAAUGUAACAAUCCAGAACCUGAGCACGGCGGAAAAAAAUGUCCCGGAUCAUUGAGGGACGAAGAAUUCAAGCGUUGUUUUCUGAGGAAAUGUCCAAGUAAGACAAUAACAAUUACAUUUAUUAAAAUAAAUUGCUUCUGUUUGUAA
This is a messenger RNA of Saccostrea cuccullata (small rock oyster), 900 nucleotides long. RefSeq names its product coadhesin-like. The transcript is spliced from 6 exons. Bases 1 to 900 code for a protein of 299 amino acids. The record is from RefSeq and is a predicted model, not a curated record. Lineage: Eukaryota; Metazoa; Mollusca; Bivalvia; Ostreida; Ostreidae.